AUGUCGGUGUUACUCCUCACGUUCAAGGUCAAUGAACGGAGGAGAGCAUUCACAUCGCAUCCCGUCCUGUUUCCCGAAGCAGAUCCUCGUCCUGCACCUCCUCGGCCUCGUCAAGUGUUUAGCAACAAGUUCAUCGACGUGAACAAGGAGCUUCUCUGUCAGAGGGGUUUCCAUCCGAGUGAAUCCCACAGCGGAAAGCUUUUUUUUCCUCAUCUACGGUUGGAAGACAAGCAAACGGUAAGGAAGAUGCUGCACCUGAUUGGUGUCCUGGCCCUGGUCAGUCUGGUCUCAAGUGAAGAGGGGGCCCGUUUGCUGGCCUCUAAAUCCCUGCUGAACCGAUAUGCUGUGGAGGGCCGUGAUCUCUGCCUACAGUACAACAUCUACAAUGUUGGCUCUAGUGUUGCUCUGGAGGUGGAGCUUUCAGAUGAUUCUUUUCCCCCUGAAGACUUUGGAAUUGUUUCAGGAAUGUUGAAUGUCAAAUGGGACAGGAUUGCACCAGCCAGCAAUGUCUCUCACACAGUGGUGUUGCGCCCGCUGAAGGCUGGUUACUUUAAUUUCACAUCUGCGUCUGUCAGAUACCUCGCCCAGGAGGGAGGACAAGUAGUGGUUGGCUUCACUAGUGCACCAGGCCAGGGAGGCAUCCUGGCUGAGAGGGAGUUUGACCGCCGCUUCUCCCCUCAUUAUCUUGACUGGGCGGCAUUUGGUGUAAUGACUCUGCCCUCCAUCGGCAUUCCUCUGCUCCUAUGGUACUCCAGCAAAAGGAAGUACGACUCACCAAAGGCCAAGAAGAACUGAAAAGGCAGUGCUGGGGACAGGAUGGAAAUGGAAGUCAAAGGGUUUAUUGGGCACAGAAUCUCAGAAUAACUUAACCCAUAUUGGGAGUGAAAGUUGAAAGACAAGUACAGUGACUAUGAAACAUGACUGUGAUUUAAUUAAAGAAACAGUGUGAGAAUGAA
Messenger RNA from Limanda limanda (common dab), 956 nucleotides. RefSeq names its product translocon-associated protein subunit beta-like. The record is from RefSeq and is a predicted model, not a curated record. Bases 1 to 795 code for a protein of 264 amino acids. The transcript has 3 exons. Lineage: Eukaryota; Metazoa; Chordata; Actinopteri; Pleuronectiformes; Pleuronectidae. Gene Ontology annotation, cellular component: endoplasmic reticulum.